Eriocheir sinensis (Chinese mitten crab) is the source of this 2473-nucleotide messenger RNA. RefSeq lists its product as uncharacterized. Lineage: Eukaryota; Metazoa; Arthropoda; Malacostraca; Decapoda; Varunidae. Gene Ontology annotation, molecular function: L-allo-threonine aldolase activity. The transcript is spliced from 11 exons. Gene Ontology annotation, biological process: glycine biosynthetic process; L-threonine catabolic process. Gene Ontology annotation, cellular component: cytosol. The coding region runs from base 325 to 1767 and encodes 480 amino acids. The record is from RefSeq and is a predicted model, not a curated record.
GAGUAUUUCCUGGCUACGUGAAAGUCUGUAGGAGUGUCUAGUGUAAUUUUUCCUUGGUUUUGUUACUUUUUCUAUUUUUUGUCGUCUCUAAAGUAGUUUUCAAGGGUGUGGUUUGUAUCUUAAGACCUAUAUCGGGUUUUCAGACCAGUUAUUUCUACCUCAAGACCCACGUAACUUUAAAACAUCCGGAAUGUGGUCGCACAGGAGGCAACUCUGGAAGAAGAGGGGAGGGAAGAGCACGGGGGAGGGACACUAUCCUAUGGUGGCAAAGACCAGGAAGAUGACGGCUCCGAUGGUGAAAAGAAUGUCACGCCUAGAGGUGCGAUGAAGAAGGGACGCUAUUAUAUACAGAGGUUCCGCAAGGAGUGGCUGAAGCACCCGGACUUCAAGGACUGGCUGGGAAAAGGCAACAGCGAGAGCAAGGCGAGAUGUAUGAUUUGCGAGACCGAACUGGUUGCUGGGAAGUCCGAGCUGGUGAGGCACAACAGGGGAAAGAAGCACCAGAAGAAAGUGGCAGCCGCUACGGGGAGAAGUAUAGAUAUUCCAAAGAGCUCUGGGAAAAGGGGGAAGAGCUCGGAGUCCCACGACCCAACGGAAUCCAUUGAGUUUGAGAGCAUCCUGGACGACAAUGGAAUCUCGCAUGUUUUGCACAUAGUCGACCUGCGGAGUGACACAGUGACACAGCCGUGCCCUGAGAUGAAGAAGGCCAUGAUGAACGCAGCGCUGGGGGACGACGCCUUCAGUGAGGACCCAACCGUUAAAACCCUGGAGGAGAAGGUGGCAAUGCUGCUGGAGAAGGAGGCAGCGCUGUAUGUCCCAUCUGGCACCAUGGCCAACCUCAUAUGUGUGAUGGCGCAUUGCUGGCAGCGAGGGUCUGAGGUGGUGGUGGGGGACCAGAGCCACCUGUACCUGUCCAGCCAGGGAGGUAUGGCACAGGUCGGCGGCGUCCACCACCGCACGCUCAAGAACCUCCCGGACGGCACCUUCUCCCUGGAGGAGCUUCAGGCGCUGGUGAGGGGCAACGACCUCCACUGGUCCGCCCUGACCCUGGUGUGCGUGGAGAACACCCACAACAUGAUGGGCGGCAAGGCGCUCCCUAUACAGUGGAUGGACGAUCUUGGUACUGUGUGCUCUGGGCUGGGGCUGAUGGUGCACUGUGAUGGGGCGCGACUUAUGAAUGCCGCUGUGGCCCUCGGCACCAGCCCCGCCCGCCUGGCGCAGAACUGUGAUUCUGUGACCCUCUGCCUCAACAAGGGCCUCGGAGCACCCAUGGGCUCUGUCAUCACCGGCACCAGAGAAUUUAUCACUCGGGCCAUGAGAGUGAGGAAGACCCUUGGUGGCCACCUUCACCAGACGGGCAUGCCAGCCGCGGCAGGUCUCUGGGCUCUGGACCAUCGUGUGCCUAAACUGUCAGUGGACCACGCCCACGCACGUGCCAUCGCCCAGGGCGUUCAGGAGCAACACAGCAGCGCCGUCACCGUUGACCUGAAGAGCGUGCAGAGCAACAUUGUUCUCCUGAACUGCGACAACAUAAGAGUGGAUGCCAAAAAGCUGUGCCAAAGACUUGCCUCUGUCACAGAUGCCGAGUCUCAGGAGCUUGGCGAGCAGGUGGUGGUGAUGAUGAUGCCCAUGUCCGACACCUGCGUGAGGCUAAUGACCCACUGCAACGUUAAGAAGGAUGAUGUGAAGGCCGUCAUCAAGAAGCUUCAGUACAUCAUCCAGGAGUACGACAACAUGAUGUACCUCGAGUAUAAGAUUAAUGGGUGAGGGGGGUGAGAAUGUGAGGAGGGAGGACGUCAAGGGCGAGAGAGAUGUGUUAACGCUAAAAAUCUGUGACGCACACCGGACAGGAAUAUUAUGACAAUGGGAUGUGCCAUAUAAUAUUUAAGUGGGUGUAUGUAUGUAUGUUUGUGUGUGUGUGCAUAUGCUACUGAGUGAGGAUGUAAAGGACCAGAGAGCUGUGUUAUAUACAAAAACUGUGGUAUGCAAGCAAAAAUAUAACAUGAUAGUGUGAGAUGAGCUUAUGAAUGUGUAUCGGCAGAGGAAAAGAAAGAAAAAACAAUUAAUAUAAAGUUAUAAAUAUACAUCUUGAGUGUGUGAAUUGAACAAGCGAGGAGGAAGUAAGGUGAUAAAGGUUUAUAUGAGCAAGAUAGGUAAUAGUUAUGGCGAGUGUGAUUGUGGACAGCCUCCCCUUAUAACACUGAGGGGAAAUAUGAAUGAAUAUCUAAAGAGAGUGAUUGAUGAUUAUUGGGGCGUUCCUUACUUGGCGCCGCAACUGCGUGGUUAAAGAGAGUGAAGGGGUGAGAGGAGAGUAUGCAGGGACAGAGUGUGUGGGCAGGGGCAAGGGAUGGUGUGCAGGGAAGUUCUAAGGAGGAGUCAGAGAGGUUUGAAGUAGGACUGCAUCAAUUUGUAUGUUACUCUAUUUUUUGUACAAUGAAAACUUUUGAUAGUAUAAUUAAAAGUUAUUUCAAUA